AUGCCUCAACCAGGCCUCCUAUCAGACGCCAUCGAAGGCGGAACACCGUGCCCUGAAGACCAAGAUGGACUCUACGCCUUGAUCCGCAGUCACAACGUACCAUGCACCUGCCCCGAUCAUCAGAAGGACGCAAAUUGUAUACAUCAGGGCUAUCACGUUCGAAUCUGCGUCCCCCAAGUAGGCGCAGUCGCACCUCUUACUCGCAAGGGACACGAAGCCAUGCACCUCGUCCACGCCGCGAUCCAAUACUUCACUCGCACAGAGAAAGACAUGGGUACCAGACAGAAGUCUGCCAUUGAAGAGUUUCGCAACUUGUCACGGAUGCGCCUGGGCUUCUGGUGCAACCUAAACGAUGCACAUAGAGCUCGAUCCAUCGAAGUCGAAGAUAUGGAGUCACUCCUCGAACUCUUCAAUCACAUCUUCUUCUUCGGAGCAUUAGAUGUACACUUUAAAUGGAUGAAGGACGGUGCCCAUGACUUGGGUUCCUACGGCCACGCCAAGCGAGUCAUCAAGCUCAAUCCUACAGCUGUACGCGGCGAGAUGCGGAUGUCGGUUUUUGACUUUCGAAUUGAAACUCUGCUGCAUGAAUGUGUGCACGCGCUGAUUUUCCAGUUUGCAUGUCCGUCGUGCGAGUCGUUCGAUGUCAAUGUUGACAAUGCUGCGGGCCAUGGCAGGGCUUACCAAGUACUGUACGGAGCAGUGAGCGAGGUCGCGCGAGUGUUACUCGGGGUCCUGGAGUAUGCGCCCAGCUUUUCAGAGACCUUCUUGACACACUGGAAUGAGGUUAGGCAUUUGCCUAGUGUACAUGACAUGGAGACUUGGCCUGACUAUCAGAAGCUUGCGUAUAUUAUUCGGGAUGUGAGGAACCGAAGGGUUCUCUUCUUUGAUGCUGAGAUGCCCCAACGCGAAAUUCAUGAGAAGAUCCGAGUUUUUGUUGAGGAGGAGAACAAGAAAGACGAUGCACGAAUGAGGGCGAUCGAGGAUACCACGCCACCGGAGGAGCAAGUCACCCCAUGGGACAAGAAACAUAUUGCCAUACUGGGAGGAUGUGUGAUGCUCUGCUCGGUUGAAUUGAUAAUGCUCGCCAUCAUGCUUGGCCUGGAUGAUCAGCAGACAAAGGACUAUACGGAACGACGAGAAGCAACGCACGAUGACAAUGAGGAUGUCAAUUUGGUGGUUGAUCGUGUAUAG
Plenodomus lingam JN3 is the source of this 1191-nucleotide messenger RNA. The record is from RefSeq and is a predicted model, not a curated record. Lineage: Eukaryota; Fungi; Ascomycota; Dothideomycetes; Pleosporales; Leptosphaeriaceae.